AUGCAGGAUCCACAAUUAGCGGUGGUGAGCUUGGGUUAAAUCGUGGUCAACAUCUGUCCUUGUUUUCUCACUCAAGGAUUUUUUUAUAUUAAUUUCUUCUUAUAUCUGAGAGAGCACCUGGGCUCUCCUGGCAGUCCCGUCCUGCAUUGAUCUAGAAGACUUAAGCGGUGGCAUGGGGUUCUCAUUUACCCUGCCUCUUUGUUAAGUUAGGGGGGUAUCUCAUGACGAAGGUCCCUGCAUGGGCCGAUGGGCUGGUGGGUUGGUGGACCGGGCUGAACUAUACAAGGGAUGGGGUGAUGGAGUUAUAGAGGGAAGAGGAGGGGGAGGUUGUUUUUCGCUGAGGCAUCCCCGGACGACAGGAACGCACUGUGAUCAAUGGCGUGCAAUCAGCCGCCUCUGACUCCCAUGACACACUGAUCAGUCUUAGUCAAUGAACACAUGAAUGAAUGAAUCAAUCACGUCAGGCCACGGAACUGCUUAACCUGAACAACUGUGAGGACAGACCAACACCAUACUGCUGGGUGUGUAGAGGACCCACAUUGGUACUGUAGGCACGCUAUUCUGAAAAACUGAGUUGAUCCUAAAAUAAUAUUACACUCAGAUUGACUGGUUUUCCCUAAAAUGUUAUAGUUUCACUAAAAUGUAGACCAAGUGAAAUCAUUUCCCCACAAUACACGACACGACACUGUCAAUGUCGUUUUUCCUUGUUGAGCUUUCGGUUCGGAGUCAGAAACAGUUGGCAAAAGGUGUGACACAGAAAAGCUACAGCAUUGUGGACCAAUGAGCCACUGGGCUCUUAGAAGAAAAACACAAACAACUGUGUGCUUGCUUGCGCAGGUGUGCUUUUGACUUGUGGUCGGGACAUAUUCAUGUAUAGUGAUAAGCAACAUUGACCCUUGUGCUCAAAUAACAGAUUUCUUGGUCGAGGCCAACGCUCACUGGAUUACAGAAAUAAUUUGAACAUGAAUGGAGAGGCCAUUUCUGUCCUUGAAAUAUCAGUUUUUUUCUGUCCAGUAAGCUGUGUGGGUUUCUGGCAGCGCUGCUGGCUCUGAAGUGGCCAGGGAUUUCUGCUUGGCUGGGUUUUGGAUUUGCAAAGCUGACAGAAGGGCUUCGGUUGGGAAGAACAAGAGGGCCAAACGCUGCUACCAAGUCACUAACUUGAAAGGCUCAUUUGAAUAAGAUAACUUCUUUCAAUUUUCAUUAUUUUUCUCUUGUUCAAACGUUCUCAGGCUCACUUGAUGGCUGCGUUUUGUUUUCUGAUUUGCUCAAUUUCGAUAAGUUGUGAAGUUGUUCUAAAUAAACACUUCAAAAGUUGCCAAUUUUGCUACGUUUUUCGUAAACAUCGUAGAAGUGGACGAAAAAUUUAAUUUUUCGGAUUAUCUCUUGCUAGUGUGGCUACAAUGACUUUUUGACAGGGAAAGUAUAUAUGCCUUGCCCUUCUCCAGCUCCUUCUUUGGCCUAUUCAUUGCACAAAGCUGCUUAAGCACACUUAAGCGCAUUAGCAUUUGGAUGGCAGGGACCAUAUUGACCUUGCAUUUGGAGGGCCUAAAUGAGUGAAAGAUGGAGCGAUUUGUUAGGGCUUUAGAAACCAGCCUUGGGGGGGAACCGGGGAGGGUUGUUCCACUUUCACUUACUGCUUGGUGUUUGUUCUAAUCUGGUGUGCCGUUUCGGGCAAGCAGGACUGAUUUGUGACAUUUCAGUCUAAAGGCCCUUUUUCUGCCCGUUAUAUUGGCUUGACCUGAUUAACUAAUCUGUGCUUUGAAUUUCAAUCAGACCGCUCCCUGCAGUGUGGUAUGGGAACCACUGGCUGAAGGAUUACCUCAUUCAACUGUCUUCAAACACAGAUGGUUGAAUGUUUAACUAAUUGUUAAAAGAGUCCACAAAGGGGAAUUUAACCAUGCACACGGUCCACAGGGUCAAUACAUAGCACAGAAUAAAGAGGGGGACAGUAAGAUGGGGCUGUUUUUGGGUGUGGGGGGGGGGGGUCUUUAAAAAAAUCCUUCAAAUGCAUAGUGGUGUGCAUGAGUUCUGUGUGUGGACUGUAGAAUGGUCAUUAGUAAUGUGAUACAGUAUAGCCUUCUGUACUGUAGGCUGUACCGCCAGAGAGAGGGAGAGAGUGUGUGUGCGAGUGAUGUCCUGUGUUUUAUCCUUUGACACCAUACGAAAUAUUGUUACAUUUGUUUUGUCCAAGCCUAUCUCAAUCUACCUCAGUAUGAUAUAUUGCUCCAUCCUAUGAGAAGUAUGGAAUCCUGCCACUAACCCUCCCUUUCCUUCUACAGAGUCUGUGUUCCACUGCCACCAUGCAGACGGUCAGAGUAGGUGACACCAAUGAAGUCGAGAAGCUAAUAUUCAGAGAAUCAGAGAACGAUCGCGAGGUAUGCUACAGCAUUGAAGUUGGUUCAUAACAAGACGUAAAUGCACUGUACACACACAAUACCUUCAAAGUUUUGUCAGAAUUACUAAUGUACAGCACCUCACCUGAACAGGGAAUAGCUUCUUUGUAAUGUGCUCAGUUUAGCCCUAUAGCGAGAAUCAGACAUAAGUGUACAGGUGGAGUUAUAGUACUGAACACUUCAGACAUAAUGAAUGCUGCUCCCAACACCACAGCACAUUACCCUUCAUUAAAUUAAUUAAAGCUCUAAUUAUAAAGUGCUGGUUCAGAUGAGGAUCGCUAUUAAUCAGUCCACUGUUCUCCUCCCCUCUUCUGCCCCUUUUAGGUUGUACUUCAACUUGAAAAGAAGCUUUUUAAUUAUAUCAACCAGGAUGUUUUCCGGGAAAACAAUGGGACCCUGGUAAGACAUUAAUUUUGUUUGAUAACUUUUAGAACUCUGGAAGGUUUAUUCAAUUCAUUUUUAUUGAGGCCAUUAAGACAUUCAGUUGGGACAUUCAAAGUAACAGGAAUGUUCAACAUUUACAACAUGUCAUCUUUAGACAGAGGCCAACAUUCACUGUAAAACAAGUAAAUGAAAGUCACUGAUGCAGAAUUAGAUUUUAGUUUUUUUUGGGGGGGACAGGGGGUGAGGUAAAACGAUUAGGACACACAGUUGGUGUCAUUGUGACAGAAGCGAGCGGUGCAGAUGGUCUGAAGGAUGCCCUCACGCUUUCCUGCCUCGUAUAAACACUGAUUUCAAUCUAGGAAAAUAUUUACUGGGUACCAAAUAGAAGAAAACGGAUUGAAUAACCGAGGGACUACCUUGACCUGGUCCAAUACACACAUAUUCGUUUUCCGUUGCAAAACGCUUUGAAAUGUUUUCCGUUGUGUGUCAUAAUGAAUACAACCCUGAUUCGUAUCAUCCUGACCCGUCCUAUUGGGACACAGCUAUACACUAAGUGUAUGUGUGUAUGUUCAUGCAAUUGGACAUAUGUAACAGCGUAUAACAGGCAAUUGGACACAUGUAAGACUUAUGUUACACACAUCAGGACUCCUAAUGACCAUGUCAUAAUAAUAGCCAAUAAUCCAUGUGACACAUAUGACUCUUCAAGUAGUCUGUCUGUCUGUGUGUGUAUACAUACUGUGAGUGUAUGUGUGGCUGUAUGUCUGUGUCUCUGUGUUGGUAUGUGUGUGUUUAUGUGGUGUGUGUUUGUGCCCCAGGAGGCCCCCACUUUCCUCUCCCCCUCCCCUGCAGGGCUCAGCAAGAUAAAUGGUGUAAUGGGGCAUCAGAGAUAAUCUGAUGGUCAUAGUCUAGUUAAACACACCGUGCUAUGAUCCUUAUAAAACAAACUACCUUUCCAAAAGGAUAAAUGUUCCCCCCUGCACCCCUCCUCCUCAGAAAAAUAAAUCCAUUGCAUCCUUCAUCAACUACUAGGCUUGACAGAAAUGUAAUUCGAGGCACCUCUCGAAAAUAAUUAUUAUAUUUUGAGAGGAGUAAUCAUUGGUCGGGACAUGAUUGAAUGUGUCCAUGCCUAUUGAUUUUUGCUAUGAUUAAUAGGUUUGUUUAGUCGAUAUUCCCAUCGAAAUUGUAUAAUUAAUUAUCCCCGCCGCUGUCAGGCCGGGACGAUGGAGAGCACUGAUAAGUAUUUGGGACGAUUACCUUUUCCGGGAGUCGUGGCAUCAAGGGACACAGGGGCUUGCUCCUCGGCAGAGGUAGAGAUGGUGGAUCUAUGUUCCCGGGAACAAGGAUUCUGUGCAGACGCGUGCCCCCUCCUCUCCACUACCUCCUAUCUAUCCAGUAGCGAAUCUUCCAUCCAGUAGCCCUCCUCUCUCUCCUCAUCAUUGAUUUUGUUUCAGUAUCUCUUUAUUGUAACUUUAUCAGUGUGGUGUCGGCAGACGGCUGGGAAGGAGGAGGGGUAAGAGGGGGGUGUAUUGGGGUCCUGUUUCGAGUGAUGAACUUUUCUGUCGGGGCCGCUCCUCCUUGUCAUGCUCCCUGCGUACUCGCAACAUUACUCAAGCCGCAAGAGUUUUCGAGAUUAAGUAAAUAAAUAUAUAAAUAAAGAUCCAUCCCCUCCCCGGCUAAACUUCUUUCAUAUUUUACCUGUCAGUGCUCUUAAGUGGUAAUACAGCAGCAUGCUAAAUAAAAUGUGACCUUAGCUAGGAAGAAAAACAUGGAAGGCCAGGGAGAAUGGGCUUCUGUGCUGUCUCUUAUACCGGAGUGCCUCACUACAGUGAAUAGCUUAUUGAUCAGUUCCUCAGUCUGAUCAUUUACAUUUACGUCAUUUAGCAGACGCUCUUAUCCAGAGCGACUUACAAAUUGGUGCAUUCAACUUAUGAUAGCCAGUGGGACAACCACGUGCCUUCGGAAGGUGGUCAGUGACUCCGCUGUCCUGGAGUCGUGGGGGAGCUUGUUCCACCAUUGGGUUGCCAGAGCAGCGAAUAGCUUUGACUGGGCUGAGCGGGAACUGUGCUUCCGUAGAGGUAGGGGGGCUAGCAGGCCAGAGGUGGAUGAAUGUAGUGCCCUCGUUUGGGUGUAGGGUCUGAUCAGAGCCUGAAGGUAAGGAGGUGCCGUUCCCUUCACAGCUCCGUAGGCAAGCACCAUGGUCUUGUAGUAGAUGCGAGCCUCAACUGGAAGCCAGUGGAGUGUGCGGAGGAGCGGGGUGACAUGAGAGAACUUGGGAAGGUUGAACACCAGAUGGGCUGCAGCGUUCUGGAUAAGUUGUAGGGGUUUAAUGGCACAGGCAGGGAGCCCAGCCAACAGCGAGUUGCAGUAAUCCAGACGGGAGAUGACAAGUGCCUGGAUUAGGACCUGUGCCGCUUUCUGUGUAAGGUAGGGUCGUACUCUGCGAAUGUUGUAGAGCAUGAACCUGCAGGAUCGGGUCACCGCUUUGAUGUUAGCGGAGAACGACAGGGUGUUGUCCAGGGUCACGCCAAGUUUCUUUGCACUCUGGGAGGAGGACACAAUGGAGUUGUCAACCGUGAUGGCGAGAUCAUGGAGCGGGCAGUCCUUCCCCGGGAGGAAGAGCAGCUCCGUCUUGCCGAGGUUCAGCUUGAGGUGGUGAUCCGACAUCCACACUGAUAUGUCUGCCAGACAUGCAGAGAUGCGAUUCGCCACCUGGUUAUCAAAAGGGGGAAAGGAGAAAAUUAAUUGUGUGUCGUCUGCAUAGCAAUGAUAGGAGAGACCAUGUGAGGAUAUGACAGAGCCAAGUGACUUGGUGUAUAGAGAGAAUAGGAGAGGGCCUAGAACUGAACCCUGGGGGACACCAGUGGUGAGAGCACGUGGUGCAGAGACAUAUUCUCACCACGCCACCUGGUAGGAGCAGGACCAGCGGUGUCAUUUGACUUAAUAAAUGAGGAUCGGAUGUCUUCAACCUUCUUUUCAAAAUGGUUGACGAAGUCAUCCACAGAGAGGGAGGAGGAUUCAGCAGGGAGGAGUUUCCUAGGGUUAGAGGCAGAGGCUUGAGUUGUAGAAAGUGGCUUUAGCAGCAGAAACAGAGGAAGAGAAUAUAGAGAGGAGGGAGUUUUCUUCCAUUUCCGCUUGGCUGCCCGGAGCCCUUUUCUGUGAGCUCGCAAUGAGUCGUCAAGCCACGGAGCUUACCAGCCAGGAGGAUAGGGGACAUAGAGAGUCAAAAGAUGCAGGAAGGGAGGAGAGGAGGGUUGAGGAGGCAGAAUCAGGAGAUCGCAGGGAGAAGGAUUUAGCAGAGGGAAGAGAUGAUAGGAUGGAAGAGGUGAGAGUAGCGGGAGAGAGAGAGCGAAGGUUGUGACGGCACAUUACCAUCUGAGUAGGGGCAGAGUGAGUAGUGUUGGAGGAGAGCGAGAGAAAAGGAAACAAAGUAGUGGUCGGAGACUUGGAGGGGAGUUGCAGUGAGAUUAGUAGAAGAACAGCAUCUAGUAAAGAUGAGUUCAAGCAUAUUGCCUGCCUUGUGAGUAGGGGGGGAUGGUGAGAGGGUGAGGUCAAAAGAGGAGUGGAAAGAAGGAGGCAUAGAGAAAUUAGUCAAAGGCAGACGUAGGGAGGUUAAAGUCACCCAGAACUGUGAGGGGUGAGCCAUCCUCAGGAAAGGAGCUUAUCAAGGCGUCAAGCUCAUUGAUGAACUCUCCAAGGGAACCUGGAGGGCGAUAAAUGAUAAGGAUGUUAAGCUUGAAUGGGCUAGUGACUGUGACAGCAUGGAAUUCAAAUGAGGAGAUAGAUAGAUGGGUCAGGGGGAAAAGAGAGAAUGUCCACUUGGGAGAGAUGAGGAUUCCUGUACCACCGCCGUGCUGACCAGAUGCUCUCGGGUAUGCGAGAACACAUGAUCAGACGAGGAAAGAGCAGUAGGAGUAGCAGGGUUUUCUGUGGUAAUCCAUGUUUCCGUCAAUGCCAAGAAGUCGAGGGACUGGAGGGUAGCAUAGGCUGAGAUGAACUCUGCCUUGUUGGCCGCAGAACGGCAGUUCCAGAGGCUGCCGGAGACCUGGAACUCCACGUGGGUCAUGCGCGCAGGGACCACCAGAUUAGAGUGGCAGCAGCCACGCGGUGUGAAGCGUUUGUAUGGCCUGUGCAGAGAGGAGAGAACAGAGAUAGACAGACACAUAGUUGACAGGCUACAGAAAAGGCUACAAUAAUGCAAAGGAGAUCGGAAUGAAAUUGACUAAACAUCUGGGAAAGCGAGAGAGUGGGGCCUCCCUCACUUACGUUUCACUGAAACACUCAAAUAUAACUCUCCCAACUUCCACUUUAGACAUUAUAAUUGUUGUGAACUACAGCGGUUCAAUUUUUUCUAGGAAUAGACUCUAACUUAGUUUAUUCAGCUAUCUAACUUGGUACAGUAUUCUUCUGUGAAAACCGCCCAUGGCACCUUAUCCUAUGAUGCCAUAGCUAACUAGCAUGCUAGCUUCCAAUAACAUGGUUUAGCACCAAUACACGGUUACAACAAACUACCAAUAGUGUGUUAACACGCUAAACAGAUCAUUCGUGUCCGUGUCUAACGUUGUGUAAAGUUUUGGGGUUAGUUUUGACAGUUUGAGUGAGUACGUCGUCAACUUAUUCAGCCAGUUAGUUAGCUAGCUAGAAUAGUUAGCAUAUUAGCUAGCCAUUGCGCCACACACAGAGAGAGCCAAGCUAACGUUAACUAGUCACCCAUGUCUUAAAUUCCUUUUGAACGACGCUGGUUACCAGUAUGUAAAAAUAAUAUAAAAAUAAAUGUAGGUUAUAACUUACCCUUAGUAGCUACUGUUAGCUAGUUAAGUGUAAAGCUAGCUACUGAAUCGAUUUAGCCAGUUCGCGUUUGUCCCAACGGAGAGAAAGCAUCUCCAAACAUUACAGCUAGGUCGUUCCAGCUAUUGUUUAGUUAGCUAUCCAGGUAGCAACAAGCUAGCUACAUUUCGAGUACAGUAGCUACUAACUACCUAACGUUAACGCUUCAGAUAAUGAGGUUAGAAAAACAGCUGAAUGGUAGGUAGCUAGCUGGCAUAAUUACAGGUACUCUUAAGUGUGAAAUAACAUUGGAAACAACUAUCCACAGUUGCUAAUUGUUACCAGUAGCUACCCGCUAGCUAGCUAGCUUUAUUGGUCCAGGUAGUGGGUUAGCUAGCCUCGUGCUUCACCGGGCUCAGCCGAAUACAAUACUUACCUACAAUAAUUACCUACAAUAACUACCUAGAUAAACUACCUACAAUACCUAACUACAAUACUUACCUACAAUCUAAAUACAUGGUUUAAGCUUUACUCGACACCAUAUAAAGAAGAAGCCAAGCUUACCUCCCACUUAGAGAAACACAACCUCACCCCAUCGCCACCUCCACUACCUGUGAUCAUGAUGUAUAUAGCGUAUAUAUUAUAUACAGUGCCUUGCAAAAGUAUUCAGACCCCUUGGAUUUCUUCCCAUUUUAUUGUGUUACAAAGUGGGAUUAAUAUUGAUUUAAUUGUCAUUUUUUGUCAACAGUCUACUCAAAAUACUCUAAUGUCAAAGUGGAAGGAAAGUAUUUUUAUUAUUUUUUUUAUAACAACUAACAGCUUUGCACACCUAGAUUGUGCAAUAUUUGCCUAUUUAUUCUUUUUCAAAAUUCUUCAAGCCCUGUCAAGAUUUUGGGGAUCAUGGCUAGAAAGCAAUUUUUAAGUCUUGCCAUAGAUUUUAAAGCAGAUUUAAGUCAAAACUGUAACUUUGAAUAUUCACUGUCUUCUUGGUAAGCAACUCCUGUGUAGAUUUGGCCUUGUGUUGUAGGUUAUUGUCCUGCUGAAAGGUGAAUUCCUCUCCCAGUCUCUGGUGUAAAGCAGACUGAUGGAGGUUUUCCUCUAGGAUUUUGUCUGUGCUUAGCUCCAUCCCCUUUCUUUUUAUCCUGAAACACUCCCCAGUAUUUGCCUAUGUCAAACAUACCCAUACCAUGAUGCAUCCACCACCAUGCUUGAAAAUAAGGAGGUAGUUACUCAGUGAUGUGUUGUGUUGGAUUUGCCCCGAACAUAAGGCUUUGCAUUUAGGCCAAAAGGUGUAUUCCUUGGCUGUGUUUUUUUGCAGUAUUACUUUAGUGCCUUGUUCCAUAUUUGUAUUCUGUAUAUUUGUAUUCUUCUGUUCACUCUGUCAUUUAGGUCAUUGUGGAGUCACUACAAUGUUGUUGAUCCAUCCUCAGUUUUCUCCCAUCACUGCCGUUGAACUCUGUAGCUGUUUUAAAAUCACCAAUGGCUUCAUGGUAACAACCCUAAGCAGUUUCAUUCCUGUCCUGAAGCUCAGUUCAGAAGCACGACUGUUUGUGUCUGAGUAGUUUAAUGCAUAAUCCACAGCAUAAUUAUUGACUUGACCAUGGUUAAAGAGAUAUUCAAGGAUGAUUUGUCAUUGUUAUGCAUCUACCAAUCACUGCCCUUCUUUAUGAAGCUUUCGAAAAGCUCCCUGGUCUUUGUAGUUGAAUCUGUGCUUGAAAUUCAAUAGUUGACUGAGGGACCUUACAGAUGUUGUAUGUAUGGGGGACAGAGGAAGGGUUAGUCAUAAAAAAAUCAUGUCAACCCCUAUUAUUUCACACAGAGUUAGUCCAUGUAAUUUAUAAUGUGAUUGGUUAGAGAUACUUCGGGAUUUUAGUAAUGUCUCUGUGUGCAGUAUGAAGGAAGUUAGAGGUAGUUUUGUGAGCCAAUGCUAACUAGCGUUAGUGCAAUGGCUGGAAGUCUAUGGGUAUCUAUUAGCAUGCUAGCAGAUUCCCAUAGACUUCCAGUCAUUGCGGUAACGCUAGUUAGCAACUUCCUUCAAACUGCACGCAGAGACAUAAAAAUCAUAUCCACUGCAGUAGAUAAAGGGCUUUAUUGCCAAAAUCCCGAAAUAUCCCUUUAAGCCAAAUUUUACUCCUGAACUAUUUUAGGCUUGUCUAAACAAAGAGGCUAUAUGCAACAACUAUAUUUUAGUUAUGAAUUGUAUUGUUUGUAGUUUUUUCUUUCACUUUGACGUUAGAGUAUUUUGUGUAGAUUGUUCAGUUUGGCCGGGUGUUUUGCUUUGUCAUUAUGUGUAGAUUGAUGAGGGGAAAAAAACAAUUUAAUCAAUUUUAGAAUAAGGCUGUAACGUAACAAAAUUUUGAAAAAGUCAAGGGGUCUGAAUACUUUUCGAAUGCACUGUAUAGUGUAGUUAUAUCUAUAUCAAAUGCACAUAUCUAAAAAUUCAAGGGGAAUUGAUAUUGCAUUCAUCUACUUACUUAAAAUGUUCACCUAAAAAUGAAUAACCAUAACCGUAUACAUGUGUGUAUUCCCAGACCUGUGUCAAGGGCAAAAAUAAUAACCCUGAAUGGUAGCUUUUCCUAUCAUCCACAUUUAGCUCGUAACAGUUUGUUGUUUACAGACCAAAACAACAUUAUAUAUACCAAAGUAUUGGGACACCCCUUCAAAUUAGUUGAUUCGGUUAUUUCAGCCACACCCGUUGCUGACAGGUGUAUCAAAUCUCCAUAGACAAACAUUAGCAGUAGAAUGGCCUUACAGAAGAGCUCAACUGUAAAGUUUGGUGGAGGAGGAAUAAUGGUCUGGGGCUGUUUCAUGGUUCGGGCUAGGCCCCUUAUUUUUACAUACAAUGACAUUCUAGACUAUUCUGUGCUUCCAACUUUGUGGCAACAGUUUGUGGCCCUUUCCUGUUUCAGCAUGACAAUUCCCCCGGGCACAAAGCGAGGUCUGUACAGAAAUGGUUUGUCGAGAUCGGUGUGGAAGAACUUGGCUGGCAUGCACAGAGCCCUAACCUCAACCCCAUCGAACGCCUUUGGGAUGAAUUGGAACGCCGACUGCGAGCCAGGCCUAAUCACCCAACAUCAGUGCCCGACCUCACUAAUGCUCUUGUGGCUGAAUGGAAGCAAGUCCCCGCAGCAAUGUUCCAACAUCUAGUGGAAAGCCUUCCCAGAAGAGUGGAGGCUGUUAUAGCAGCAAAGGGGGGACCAACUCCAUAUUAAUGCCCAUAAUUUUGGAAUGAGAUGUUCGACGAGCAGGUGUCCACAUACUUUUGGUCAUGUAGUGUAUGAUAAGUCUUUAGCCUCUAGCCGGCUGGCUGCAUUUGUUUGUGUUGACCCUCUCAAGGCGGUCGGCCAUUCCCUGUCAGCGACAGUUUAUAGUUUCCACAACAAAUAAUUAAGAUCUCAUAAAACGAAGAAAAAAUAUGGCCCUGCAAUGAAAGCCAAGUGUGUGGCUUAAAAAUAAAAUUAAAUGACCUUUCACCUCUGCGUUUAUUGAUGGCUUUUAAUGGCAGCAGGUGUUGUCAGAGGGAUAGUUUGACAUGUUGUAAAUCAUUGCACAAUUAUGGGCUUGGACAACCACAGGCUGGAUUGGAGGGACUGUCAGCCCAGAUACCAUUUAUUCCCUCUGUCCCUGCAACUUCUCCCUCUUAUAACGAUCACAGCUACCAUGAUUUAGGUGUGUUGCUCAUUCAGGCGAAGUAUGAAAUCUGAACACUGGACUUUUUUAGGGGAGGGGGGGGGGGCACAUCUUUCUCCUUGUCUAUGAUAUUGCCCGAGCCAUAUCAGCUAGCAGCCCUCUCCAAGGUCAUUUCGGGCUGACAAACUACUCCGCCGUCUUUAUAAUGCAACGAGGCCUUGAACCAAUAUAAACUGGGAUUUUUUUACUGCUGACCUACCAGAACAGCAAAUCAUUAUGCUUAAUUGACCCGGGAUGAAAUGUAGUGUGAAAUUUCAGCCCUUGGGUUUUCCAGUCAACCUAAAUGAAUUACUCAACAUUCACUUAGAGGCUCUAUGCACACGCACACACACACACACAGACACAUACACACACACACACACAUCAUGGAAACACAGUGCGCUUCAUCACCCCCCAACACAGCUCAUCUGCUGCUUUUUAAAGGUGUCACUUCUCAUCUCGGCUGCACUAGCUCCACAGAGACAAACACACCUGUCCAUACACACUCACAGAAACACACUGGUGUACACACACACCCAGGUAGUCUAUUAGGGUAAAAACAGACACAGACAUGAGGUGCACACACAAACAGGGACAAUUACAUUCUGCACCUCUAUAAAUGUUUACAGUCAAUUAUUUAUAUUAUCAGCCACACACACACACACAAACCAACUUGCUGUACAUCUUGACAUACUCUGUUACAAACAUAUAUGCUGGCACACUCUUCCACUAAGGGCUCUUCACACACACACUGGGAGCGUGUCAUUGCGAGAUUGGUGGUGCACAGUGAAGCGUGUAGCGCAUCCUCCGGGCUCCAUUCCUGAUUCACAUUGUGUGAGCUCUCCUGUGACCCUGCCUCCUGUGAGUUUGAUGAAUGUUACACAUCUGCCCUCCUGAACCACAGAGACUCUGUCUGAGGGCCCCACUGCCUAGAAAGUAAUGUCCACUGUUCUACACCACUGGCACACACACAUACAGAUACAGAUGCUCACAGUUUACACAUAAGUAUGCAUACAGUAGGCUACUCGCACAUGAACUUGCUCAUACACACUUGCACAGGCUCCAGACAUACACAGCCAUGUCAAUGUAUCCCACAUAUGUAUGUGAAAAUUCCAAUCAAGUUUUAAACUAGCUUAAAAACAUUUACAGUGGGGAGAAGAAGUAUUUGAUACACUGCCGAUUUUGCAGGUUUUCCUACUUACAAAGCAUGUAGAGGUCUGUACUUUUUAUCAUAGGUACACUUCAACUGUGAGAGACGGAAUCUAAAACAAAAAUCCAGAAAAUCACAUUGUAUGAUUUUUAAGUAAUGAAUUUGCAUUUUAUUGCAUGACAUAAGUAUUUCAUCACCUACCAACCAGUAAGAAUUCCAGCUCUCACAGACCUGUUAGUUUUUCUUUAAGAAUCCCUCCUGUUCUCCACUCAUUACCUGUAUUAACUGCACCUGUUUGAACUCGUUACCUGUAUAAAAGACACCUGUCCACACACUCAAUCAAACAGACUCCAACCUCUCCACAAUGGCCAAGACCAGAGAGCUGUGUAAGGACAUCAGGGAUAAAAUUGUAGACCUGCACAAGGCUGGGAUGGGCUACAGGACAAUAUGCAAGCAGCUUGGUGAGAAGGCAACAACUGUUGGCGCAAUUAUUCGAAAAUGGAAGAAGUUCAAGAUGACGGUCAAUCACCCUCGGUCUGGGGCUCCAUGCAAGAUCUCACCUCGUGGGGCAUCAAUGAUCAUGAGGAAGGUGAGGGAUCAGCCCAGAACUACACGGCAGGACCUGGUCAAUGACCUGAAGAGAGCUGGGACCACAGUCUCAAAGUAAACCAUUAGUAACACACUACGCCGUCAUGGAUAAAAAUUCUGCAGCGCACGCAAGGUCCCCCUGCUCAAGCCAGCGCAUGUCCAGGCCCGUCUGAAGUUUGCCAAUGACCAUCUGGAUGAUCCAGAGGAGGAAUGGGAGAAGGUCAUGUGGUCUGAUGAGACAAAAAUAGAGCUUUUUGGUCUAAACUCCACUCGCCGUGUUUGGAGGAAGAAGAAGGAUGAGUACAACCCCAAGAUCACCAUCCCAACCGUGAAGCAUGGAGGUGGAAACGUCAUUCUUUAGGGAUGCUUUUCUGCAAAGGGGACAGGACGACUGCACCGUAUUGAGGGGAGGAUGGAUGGGGCCAUGUAUCGCGAGAUCUUGGCCAACAACCUCCUUCCCUCAGUAAGAGCAUUGAAGAUGGGUCGUGGCUGGGUCUUCCAGCAUGACAAUGACCCGAAACACACAGCCAGGGCAACUAAGGAGUGGCUCCGUAAGAAGCAUCUCAAGGUCCUGGAGUGGCCUAGCCAGUCUCCAGACCUGAACCCAAUAGAAAAUCUUUGGAGGGAGCUGAAAGUCUGUAUUGCCCAGCGACAGCCCCGAAACCUGAAGGAUCUGGAGAAGGUCUGUAUGGAGGAGUGGGCCAAAAUCCCUGCUGCAGUGUGUGCAAACCUGGUCAAGACCUACAGGAAACGUAUGAUCUCUGUAAUUGCAAACAAGGUUUCUGUACCAAAUAUUAAGUUCUGCUUUUCUGAUGUAUCAAAUACUUAUGUCAUGCAAUAAAAUGCAAAUUAAUUACUUAAAAAUCAUACAAUGUGAUUUUCUGGAUUUUUGUUUUAGAUUCCGUCUCUCACAGUUGAAGUGUACAUAUGAUAACAAUGACAGACCUCUACAUGCUUUGUAAGUAGGAAAACCUGCAAAAUCGGCAGUGUAUCAAAUACUUGUUCUCCCCACUGUAUGUGUUGGGAUUGUGGAUUGAUAGAAUGGCGCCGGAGGGGAUGGGCUCCUGACCAAUUGUGCUAUUUUGUGUGUUUUUUUUGCGCUGAUCAUAUGACCGAAAACAGCUUCUGGACAUCAAAACAGCGAUUACUAACCUCAAUUUGGAUGAGGACUUCUAUUUUAACAAAUCGGAGGCGGACAUAAUGCUAAUCUCAGACCAGGCCCAAAUCCCUGUCACUCGGAGGAGGGGGAGGCAGCGCUACAGAGGUUGACAUGCAGGAUUUGUAACGAGACUGCGACGGCAUUUGGACAAGUCGCCAUUACCCUUCGUUCUAUUGGCGAACCUGCAAUCACUGGAAAAUAAACUGGAUGAGCUCUGUUCGAGACUAUCCUAUCAACGUGAUCUGAAAAACUGUAAUAUCCUAUGUUUCACGAGUCGUGGCUGAACAAGGACCAUAUAAAUCUAGCUGGCAGGACAGAACAGCUGCGUCCGGUAAUCUGAGGGGGGGGGGGGUCUCUUUAUCAAUUGGUGCGCGAUCUCUAAUAUUAAGGAAGUCUCGAGGUUCUGCUCGCCUGAGUAAGAAUACCUCAUGAUAAGCUGUAGACGACACUAUUUACCAAGAGAGUUUUCAUCUAUAUUUUUCAUAGCUGUCUAUUUACCACCACAAACCGAUGCUGGCACUAAGACCGCACUCAACGAGCUGUAUAAGGCCAUAAGCAAACAAGAAAAUGCUCACCCAGAUGCGGCGCUCCUAGUUGCCAGGGAUUUUAAUGCAGGGUAACUGAAAUCCGUUUUACCUAAUUUCUACCACGAAAAAACUCUAGAUCACCUCUACUCCACACACAGAGAUGCAUACAAAGCUGUCCCUCGCCCUCCAUUUGGUAAAUCUGACCAUAACACCAUCCUCUUAAUUCCUGUUAAAACGCAAACAGGAAGUACCAGUGAUGCGCUCAAUACGGAAGUGGUCCGAUGAAGCGGAUGCUAAGCUACAGGACUUUUUCGCUAGCACAGAUUGGAAUAUGUUCCGGGAUUCAUCUGAUGGCAUUUUGGAGUUUACCACAUCAGUCACUGGCUUCAUGAAUAAGUUAAUCGACAACAUAGUCCACACAGUGACCGUACGUACAUAUCCUAACCAGAAACCAUGGAUUACAGCAACAUCCACACUGAGCUAAAGGCUAGAGCUGCCACUUUCAAGGAGCGAGACACAAAUCCGGAUGCUUAUAAGAAAUCCCACUACGCCCUUCGACAAACCAUCAAACAGGCAAAGCGUCAAUACAGGACUAAGAUUGAAUCCUACUACACCGGCUUUGACGCUCGUCGGCUGUGGCAGGGCUUGCAAACUAUCACGGAUUGUAAAGAGAAACCCAGCCGCAAGCUGCCCAGUGACGCGACCCUACCAGACGAGCUAAAUGCCUUCUAUGCUCGCUUCGAGGCAAGUAACACUGAACAAUUCAUGAGAGCACCAGCUGUGCUGGACGACUGUGUGAUCACGCUCUCCAUAGCCGAUGUGAGUAAGACCUUUAAACAGGUUAACAUUCAUAAGACUGCGAGGCCAGCUGGAUUACCAGGACGUAUACUCAGAGAAUGCGCUGACCAGCUAGCAAGUGUCAACCUCUCCCUGACCCAUUCUGUAAUACCCACAUGUUUCAAGCGACCACCAUAGUCACUGUGACCAAGAACACCAAGGUAACCUGUCUAAAUGACUAUUGCCCCAUAGCACUCACAUCUGUAACCAUGAAAUGCUUUGAAAGCCUGGUCAUGGCUCACAUCAACACCAUUAUCCCAGACACCCUAGACCCACUCCAAUUCGCAUACCGCCCCAAAAGAUCCACAGAUGACGCAAUCUCUAUUGCUCUUUCCCACCUGGACAAAAGGAACACCUACGUGAGAAUCCUGUUCAUUGACUAUAGCUCAGCAUUCAACACCAUAGUGCCCUCCAAGCUCAUCAUUAAGGACCCUGGGAUUAAACACCUCCCUCUGCAAUUGGAUACAGGACUUUCUGAUGGGCCACCCCCAGGUGGUGAGGGUAGGCAACAACACAUCUGGCACGCUGAUCCUCAACACAGGGACCCCCCCUCAAGGGUGCGUCCUUUGCCCCCUCUGGUACUCCCUGUUCACCAACUACUGCUUGGCUACAGGGAGGUCGUCAGAGACCUGGCAGUGUGGUGCCAGGACAACAACCUCUCCCUCAAUGUCAGCAAGACAGUAAACAAAGGGCCGAGCAUGCCCCCAUUCACAUCGACGGAGCUGUAGUGGAGAUGGUCGAGAGCUUCAAGUUCCUAGGUGUCCACAUCACUAAGGACAUUUCAUGGUCCAAAACACACCAACAUAGUCGUGAAGAGGGCACAACAAUGCCUCUUCCCCCUCAGGAGGCUGAAAAUAUUUGGCAUGGGCCUUCAGAUCCUCAAAAAGUUAUACAGCUGCACUAUUGAGAGCAUCUUAACUGGCUGCAUCACCGCUUGGUAUGGCAUCUGCUCGGCGUCCGAGCAGUUGCCAUACCAAGGGUAGUGCGUACGGCCCAGUACAUCACUGGGGCUGAGCUCCCUGUCAUCCAGGACCUCUAUACCAGGUGGGGAAGGCCCUAAAAAUGGUCAAAGACUCCAGCCACCCAAGUCACAGUCUGUUCUCUCUGCUACAACACAGCAAGCAGAACCGGAGCACCAAGCCUGGGACCAAAAUGCUCUUGAAGAGCUUCUACCCCAAAGCCAUAAGACUGCUGAACAGUUAAUUAAACAGCUACCCAGACUUUCUGCUUUUCACCCCCUACCUACAUCUACAUAGUACUUAAAUCAGUCACCUAACCAAACCUACAUGAACAUAUUACCUCAAUCAAUCACCCCAACUACCUCGUACCCCAAUACACUGACUCUGUACCGGUACUCUUUGUAUACAGCCUGUAUAUAGCCUUUUUAUUGUUAUUUUGUUAUUUUAUUGUGUUUUAUUUUGAUCUAUUUGUUAAUCUUCUUAAUUUUUAACUGCAUUGUUGGGAAAGGGCUCGUAAGUAAGCAUUUCACAGUAAAGUCUACACUUGUUGUAUUUGGUGCAUGUGACAACUAAAAUUUGAUUUGAUUGAUUUGAUGACUGUUUUUGUACUCCACUGAUAAGACACCACUCACUCCUCUGACAAUCCUCCCUCACCUACCCUCUGUUUGGCUGGUUGUUUGGUUUUUAUCAGUGUUUAUCACUGUCCUAGAUCGAGAUUACAUUAUCAUCUAGAUGGUGAUUCCAUUCCAUUCACUCUACUGUUACAUGUCGUACAGCAAUGUAAUGUUGUUGUCAAGCUAGCUUUAUAACUACUGACAGUAUCACGAAGGCAGUGUAGAGGACCUCAUCAGACUAUAUCUGAUAUGUGUUCUGUUGAGGGUGUCAGUUUACCACCAAAUGAACAUGCUCUGGUAUGUUCCUGCUAGCUGCCAGUCAGUCAGGAAGGGGCAGGGUCUUUAUGUAUCCUGCAGGGUUGCCCAGAUACCUGUCCGUCGCUCAGGGAGCCAGCGAUGCAGAUGCCCCUGCUACCUGCUCAUCUCCCAGAUAAUUAAUGUGUACAAGGAGCUGCUAAUUGCACUUCUCACUAAUGAUUUAUGGGAUUUGGGAAGGGGGGGAGAUGGGGUGGGGGUGUAAGUCUGUGCUGGUGCUGGUGCAGUCAGAGGGAGUGCAGCUGGGAGACGGGACAUGAUUGAUGAAGACUGUUUAGAUCCACUGUCAGCGUAGAGCGACAGAGACAGACCCCCACCCUCUGCAGCAGACUGGGGGCUGCGAUAGGACAGGACAGGGAUGGCUCUGGAAUAGCCAGGUCAAAAACACACACAUCAACACUGGUCAGCUGUUCUCACACACUUGCCUUCAUGUACCACCACAAUGUUCAUGACACUUGUGUAGUAUGUUGGUAAAGGCACAAAUCCACACAUCGAAAAAGGAGAGAAAAGAUGCUAACACAAUUAUUAUCCAACACUUACUCAUGCAUGCAGGAGCCUCACACAUUCUCACACACACACUCUCAUAGUUAUUCACUCAGUGAGUGAUGACUAACAUAGUGGAUAUUACUUUCUGUAAAGAAAUAAACCCUUUAUCACUCACUCUCUCCCUCCCUUCUUCUCCCCUCUCUCUCUUCAGUUUUUACAGUUUGACAGAGAGCUGUCCUGUUUCAAGGAACGGCUGCACGAGCUGGAGAUCGCCUUUCCUCCCAGGUAUGAAAUCCUCUCAAUGUUUCCUUAUGAAUUGAUGUCUGUGAACCAUAGCUAUUCAACUCAAUCACUCCUGUUAUUCAGUAGUUGUUGUUUUUUUGGACUCUUGGUCAUUGGAUUUCUUGUACCAUUUCAUACUGACUAAUGUGGUCUUUUAAAGAGGCAGUUCUUCCAUAAUGGUAUGGUACAAGAGCCCAAAAUCACCAAUUAAAUCAAUAAAGGUCUUCCAGAGCUGUAACUAUCUAUUACACUGCACAGUAAUUGGUACCUGUAUUUGUACUUACCUAUUACUGUCUAUUAUCCUGUAUAUUAACUGCUUCCCCUGUCUAUAACCCCAUAAAGUGCCUACUCACCUUCACUAUCAUGAAAUGGCGGCCCUCACCCUUAUACCCUUCACCUCUCACUCUAACCAUGUGCUAGUUACAGAAGCUACAAUACAUAGUUAUCCAGGACUCAGUCAACAGUGUAGGGUGCCGAAAGAUUGAAUAACUUUUUGGAAGUACACAUUCUAUCCAUUGGUAAGAGUGUGUUAUGAAAAGAAGUGGACCUUACUACUAACCUCACUACAGCACCACAUCUUUGAAGAGCAGAGUAAAUCAGCAGUGUACAAAGAGGCUGAUGUUUUGGUCCAUUUAUGGUAUGGGGCUUUAACAUAACUCAAUCAUCCCUCUUGGCCCAAAUGGCUUUGUUUGUGCCAAAUAUAUAUUUGAUGGUUAUCAAUUGUUUAGUAUGAUUGGAUGUGCUCCUAAAAUGCUCCACUGGGUGUGUGUGUGUGUGUGUGUGUGUGUACGUGUGUGUUUCUGUUCUUACUUGUGUGCGUGUGUGAGGCGGACCGCAUUGAUAUUCCAUCACGGUGGGAGUUGGGGGACGUUGGGGCGGGGGUCCUACUACUCGUCUCCUCUUCCUCAAACAAAUGCAUUUGCAAUUAGCCCUUUCAGAGGAGAGGGAGGGAAAACACACACCCGGCCUGCAUCGAAAUAUGUUUCGGCGCUGGCGCGAUAAUGGUGCUUGACCUUUGCCGUCAGUUGUGACUCAAUCAGUCCAGAUAAUGAAACGCUGUAAUCAAACAAUAAUUACUUGAUAAACUGCUCUAGUGGCGGGCACGGGGCGGGGCAGGCGAGGAGUGUGUGUGUGUGUGUCAAGGUCUUGGCAGUCACUGUUUUUAAAUGACUGUGUCUUAAUCAGGGACCCCAUUUACAUCGCUUUGCAUAAGUGACGGCUAGAUUUAUUGUCCUUUUACACUCUGUGACCUUUGCACCUAUCUAUCCAUAAUAUAAUAUUGAAUCAUAGUUUCCCUGCCAGGUGAAUGAACAGGCUGCUGUGAAAGAAUACAAAUGAUUUUCACCUUCUUGGAAACAUGAUUAAUCAAAUUGAUGAAACCUUGGCACAGCAGCUGACAUUUUAUUUGAUCCACUCAGUAUCUGAUACAAGCAACAUUGUAAGUGGUGAAUGAGUAGAAAUGGCCUAGUUAAACUUAAACAACCCCCUCCUCCCAUUCACAUAACACACACUUGCACCAACAGACACUCACACAGCGCUUGCAUACUCCCCCUCCCCCUGUCAGAUCUCCCUUGUACUCCAUGAGCAAUCAAGCACUCAAAGAUUGUUCUCCAUCACAUAGCCUGCUACGGACCAGCCCCUCACCAUCUGUGAGGUUAUUACUCCCCUUAACACAGGCCAUCAGAGGCCCUCUACACACACACACACACACACACACACACACACACACACACGCUCGCUUGCAUUCAAUCGAUAAGUCAAUACUGGUCACUCGUGUUUAAUCUAUCAAUGAAUCCUGCAUGUUGUAGUCUAUGUCCACUUGUGAAAUUGAGUGGAAAACCAUAGCCUAGUUGUCACUGUAUUUUAGGAAAUGUAGCAUGUUGCCAGGUAUAAAGAUGUCAUCAAACCCUCGAUUAUUUUUGUUUAGAGAUUAGGGCCUGUAUUCUCAAAGCGUCUUAGAGUAGGAGUGCUGAUAUAGGAUCAGUUUUGUCUUUUUUGAUCAUAAUGAGUAAGAUUGUAUGGACAGGGGGGACCUGAUCCUAAAUCAGUAUUCUUACUCUGAGACGCUUUAUGAAUACAGGGCAAGAACUGUAGGUAUAAGGUUGUGAAAAUGUGUAACAGCAAAUAAUCAUGAUCCUCUCUCACCUCCACCAGGCUGCAGUAAAAGCCCAAACGCUCCAAACUGGAGGUUCCAUUCCAUUUUUUGAAUAAGACACUAUAGUGUUAUUUAGACUAUACGUUAUUUAAUUGUCUGUCCCAUACAUUCUCGUGCAUCGUGUUUGCAUUCAUGGAAUGUGCAACAAGCUGUAAAUUCAUAUCGCUCACCUUCAAGAAGUCGUCUGUCAAAGUUGGCCGUGACAUGUCUAAGCACUCGGCCAUCGGGGUGUGGAAUUUGGCCAUAGCCCGCGAGAGUUGUACCUGGUGCCAGCCGGCUGCCACACGCUGAUAGGCUAAGGGCUAUACCAUUCACACAGGAGUGCACGCACACAUAUUUUAAAAGGUGAUAUCUGUUGGAGUUUGGUAGUUGGGAAUGAGGCACAGUCUAUCAAUUGUAAACCAAUCACAUAUGAUCAAACUAGUAAGCGCCAUCCAUUCCAUUAACGCUCUUCUGAGCAAUUUCAAGAAAGGUGCUUGUGCAAAGGUUGACCAACAUCUUCGUAACAAAUGACAGCAUGGCCCCAAGACUGAAAAUAACUGAAUGGUAUACUUACAAUUUUACAUUUGAUUUGGUUUUCUGGAGUAGCAUAACUAAGGUAAUCUCCCUUAAAACAUAUAAGGAGGUUGAGUAACUUAUAUUAUUCAUAUAUUUCGAUUGAUUUAGGAGAAUGCUUUUAGUACUGCCCAUUAUCAGAUUUCUUUGCCCUUUUUUUGUCUAAGAUCGAUGCAAAAAUGUAAUAUAAACCCUGGCGGGGGAAAAUUCAGUGAACAAUGAGAGAGUAGGGGAAUCAUUUAUUCCUGCUUUAACCAGAUUACCCUGAAUGGGUUCUGGGGGGAUUUUGAGCGUCAUCAGACAGAUUGGGGUUCUAACUCCAUCAAUGUACGGCCACAUGAGUCCACUACACAGAAAGAGAUAUGGAGGAGGUAGAAGGGGAGAUGGAGAGGUGAGAGCGGAAAGAGAGAAAGAUGGGAAGGCGCUUGAGCUAGAAAGGAUGACUACAGUCCCAUGCGUUUAUGUUUGCCAAGUCUAGACAGGCCAGGGGCAGGAGAAGCAGAGAGGAGUGGAGAGGGGCGAAUCGGCCAGGAGGUCGUGAGCUAAGGAGUGGCAGGGUGGGCGAGGAGGGCUGCUGAUAAACAGUUGUCUCUUCACCGUUUGGUGUUUAACAGAAAGCUGGGAGCGCCCCGGGACCAACCUUGGCAAGUUAGCAUACAUUUUCCAAACAUGGCGGGUCUAUGAGGAUGGGCCGAAGAGUGACUUCCCCCCUGGGAAAAGACACAGAAUUUACAGUGCAGGGGAAAGAAAACCUUGAGAAAAACAAAUUACCUCAGUUUAGGGAGGAAAAUAGCAUUUGGUCCAAUGACAUAAGUGUUGAUCUGCCAAUUCUCCAGGACAUGCUCUCGAAACGCUCAUCCGUCCCCUGUCCCUUCAAUAAAGACAGAAAACAAGUUUCAGUUGAAAACAAGCAGCUGACUGCUAUCCAUUAUAAUUUAUGGCCAUGUUAGAUUUUCCAACAGUUCACCAUUGGAUAACAGUGCUUUACUGAGUGUGAUGUUUCUUCAUUGAAUGGUGGAAUUUGUGAAUGUGCCAGUAAGGCCAUUGGUAAACAUUUCUUGGCACACUGACUCUCAAAUGUUUUUUUUUGUUUUUUUUACACCUUUUUCUCCCCAAUUUCGUGAUGUCAAAUUGGUAGUUACAGUCUUGUCCCAUCGCUGCAACUCCCGUACGGACUCAGGAUAGGCGAACGUCGAGAGCCAUGCAUUCGCCGAAAAAUGACCCUUCCAAGCCCCACUGCUUCUUGACACAUCGCUCGCUUAACCCGGAAGCCAGCCGCACCAAUGUGUCGGAGGAAACACUGUACAACUGGCACAACGAGUCACCGUGCAUGCGCCCGGCCUGCCACAAGGAGUCGGUAAAUGGCGAUGGAACAAGGACAUCCCGGCCGGCCAAACCCUCCCCUAACCCGGACGACGCUGGGCCAAUUGUUUGCCGCCUCAUGGGUCUCCCGGUCACGGCCGGCUGCGACAUAGACCGGGAUCGAACCCGGGUCUGUAGUGACGCCUCUAGCACUGCAAUGCCUUAGACCGCUGCACCACUCGGGAGGCCCUACACUGACUCUCCUACUCUCCCUGCAGAAUGAGGAAGACACCGAGAUCCCGCCUCCUGGGCAUCUUAAGAAUGAUGUCACUGUGUGUGUGCAUGUGUGCUGGCCAGGGUAAGCCAAGUGAAGGACAUUCUUGUUCUAGCGCCUCUCCUCUGAAUGGUUCUCCUAUACUCCGGUGGAGGCGCGUGACUCUGUUUAUGGAGUACCACAGAUGUUCGUUAACUACUGUAAGAGAGGGAUUCUAAGGCAUGCACACACAGCUGGUAUUAUUCGCUGGAGUGUAGAGGAGAUUGAGCGUUAUCAUCAGCUGAGGAGGAACAUUGUUUCACACUCUCAACACAUCCAUUAUUCUAACUGCUGGGGAGCCAUAAAAAAUGAUGAGGGGCUAUUGUAGUAUGAUGAUAGCUGGCCAUUUCCAAUGGCCAUGUGUCUGUGUGCCUCUAUCCUGCACUAAAGCUUCACUGGGAUGAGAGGGAGCUUUUGUUUAAACGCCUCUGGUAUAUAUAGGGGUUAAAUAGACGCUCAAGACUUCCUCUUGAGUGAAAGGGGGGCUGCAGAAUAGAUGCAGCUCUUCACUGAUACAGAACCUCUUGGACAGAGUGUAGCAGUCUGUCCAGUACACACACACACACACACACACAACAUGUGAACACACACACAACCUCUGAGUAACCUGUGGCAUUUGACACAGUGUUUGUGUUGGGCCAAUGUUGUGGCGGUGAGCUCCCCAACCCUGAAAUGCGGAGCAAACAUUCAGGGAGAUUUAUUGAUAGCAGUUUGUGUGGCUGAUCUUUGUAAAUGAAAAUGGAGGUGUCUAUCCUCUUUUCCUGCUCCCGGCCUUGUUUUGCCAAGCCUCCCUUGACAACGGUAAACAAAUAUGGCUGAGCAGAAGAGGUAUCAUUCAAUUUUUAAAACAUUUUCCAGUGAAAAUAAAAUUACCUGACAGCUCAGCCAAUCCCUGCGUCCGUACAGCCCCGUGACACUGAGUCAUGUGACCUUAGCCCCAUCAUGCCCCUCCUGACCUCUGCCCUUGUGUCAUUAAUACUGUAACAACUCUAAUCUCUGGCUUCCUGCCGAUAUUCACUAGUUUAUAUUGCCCUCGUUAAAUAUGUUUGGCUUGUCACUUAUUUGUCACUAUGUAGAACAAGAUAAUGGCAUUUGGCUGGGAGAUAGGAAAUGUGGGACGGAACGGGCCUGGCCUGGAUGGCGCUCACCAGAGCUUUGUGAUUGCAGCCUCGGGAUAAAGGCUCUCAAUUGGCCUGGCCCGGCCCACCUCCGCUCUCUCAGACCUGGGUUCAAAUACUAUUUGAAUUCAUUUCAAAUACUUUAUCUGGGCUUGAUUGAGCUGGUCUGGUGCAAUGGAACCAAUAGAAUACUUGCAAAAGUGCAAACCCCACCCAUCUAGCACUCCAGGACUAGAGCAAACGCUACAAGUAUUUGAAAUAUUUCAAAUAGUAUUUCAACCCAGGUCUGACUGAUACACUAGGUUUCACCUCGCCAAUCCUCUGUACUGCUCAAACACACAACUGACACUUACCGGAAGAACCUAUGAGUGAUGUCACAGCAGGCUGUCAAACAUUAAACCCCACAUGAAGAAUGAGUAAUGGUGUAGUGGCUUUGAGAGAAGUCCCUGUGUUGAAGUCAGUGAAUUUUUCAUGUGAGUUUAUAGCCCAACAAAAGAGGAUGUUUUCAAUGAUGUGCAGGUACACAUUUGACUACAUAAUUUCCAAUGCUUUCCGUCGUGCCAUAGUGCAUCACGAUUUCACUAUAAGCAUUGACACCAGCUCAUGGCUCCUUAAAACCACCUUUAUGAAUACAUAUUGUUCACAAUGCAUUAUGCAUUACACACAGCCACAGGUGGUUCAUAGAAACAAAACUGUUUAGGUAGUUGAGCCAAGCAUGGGCGCCUGACUUUGUCUGAAAGUAGGGGUGCAAAAGCUUGGGGGGGUGGGGGUCUUGACUUUUUUUUUGCGCCGUUGUUUAGAGCACUGUCACCAUGAACAUUUUUUUUAUUGACUUGUCUCAGCAGCAUACAUACUUGAUGCAAAGAGGGUAGAAAAGGCAUAUUUGGUCGAUAUUACUUACCCAGACAAGCAGACAGACCCGGCACCAGGAUAAAGUGACUAAGGGGGCAGUUGGAAUUGGUGAGGGGACACAAUUUUGGGGGGUUAUUGCAUUGGAAUUAUAUUGAAUUCUACUUAUUUCACGCUAUACCACCACAAUAAACAUAAAGUUCAAAUGCCGAGACCAUUGAGUGCUUUUGAAGUGACAGGUUGGUGCGAAAUCUGUAGCCCAUCUCUGCUGCGCUGUAUCAGCACAAUGGACAGCGCCCUACACACUAAAGCAAGGCCUAUUUAGCAAUGAAUAUAGACUACAAGAUAGAUAGGGUAAUUCACAUAUUACAAACUGCCUAUGUGAAUGCACCUGUUCACACAGCUGACUUAUCAAAAUAAUGCAAACUAAAUGCUGAAAAUAGUAGCCUAGUUAUUCAUGCAAAACAAAAUACUGAAUAGCAGUUUGGCUUAGAAUACCAACACAACUGUGAAUGCGAACAGAACAAAACAGCGGUAGGCGUACUAUAGGUCUAUAAACAAAAUAUCAGAUCGAUAAAGGCAUGACACAAUCUAUAUUUUGUCUAGUUACAUUAACAGUAAACAAAAGGAAAAGCCAAAACAUAGCCUACAGCAAGAUGCAGCCAUGCAUAGCUGUCUUGCUAAAUAAAUAGGCCUAUAGACCUGCUUCAAACAUGAAAAAUCAUGCAGCUCAAGAGUUCAGCAAAACAUUGCAAUAUGGCACAAUACACUUCUUUUGAUCAAAUGCGACCCACCCACGUAAGCAAUUAAGCAAUGCCGACCUACCAUAAACACGUUUCCAAUACGUACAGUUCCAUUUACAACCAGGAAAAGCAGUAGGCUACUAAGAAAGCCUACAUUCUAUUUCUAUGGUUAUCUAUUAUGAUGAUGAAACAUACCGAUAUGUAGCUAUACCCAGGGGCGUCAUUUGGGUUCUUUCAUUGGAAUUAUAUUGAAUUCUGCUUAUAUCACGCUAUACCACAAUAAACAUAAAGUUCAAAUGCCGAGACCAUUGAGUGCUUUUGACCAAGAAGGGACAGGUUGGCGCGAACGAGGGCACUACGUUCAUCCACCUCUGGCCUGCUAGCCCCCCUACCUCUAUGGAAGCACAGUUCCCGCUCAGCCCAGCCAAAGCUAUUCGCUGCUCUGGCACCCCAAUGGUGGAACAAGCUCACCCACGAUGCCAGGACAGCGGAGUCACUGACCAACUUCCGGAGACACUUAAAACCCUACCUCUUUAAGGAAUACCCGGAAUAGUAUAAAAGUAAUCCUUCUACCCCCCCCCCCCCCCCCCCCCCAUAUAAAAAAAAAAUUUGGUUAUCCCACUGGCUAUCAUAAGUUGAAUGCACCAAUUUGUUAGUCGCUCUGGAUAAGAGCGUCUGCUAAUUGACGUAAAUGUAAAUACCACAUAAUUCACUUAGCCUACCACAGAUGAGCAGUGCAUUUUAUGGAAACCCAAAGCAGUCAUACCUAACCGUCCAGUGGCUUUCCAUAGACCCCCUACACACAAACACACACACACACUCCGCGGCGCGCUCUGUCCAUGGUGCUGAUACAGCGCAGCGGAGAUACAGAUUUCGCACCAACCUGUCAGGCAAUCAUUUUAACUUUUUUUGCUAUUUUUAUAUAGGGGCCCGUAAGCAGAACUGUUUUAUCCAGACACAAAUAUCCUGUGCUUUUUCAUUUGGUGCGUAGGCACAUACAGACACUGUUACUGUUACUUUUCUAACUGAAUGAAAACAUUUUAACAAUGUGAUUUAACCGAUUGAAGUUGGGAAAAUAUAUCGCAAAAAUGCAGAAUGGUGUUAAAUGCCUGUAAACAGCUUGGGGAGGAACAUUAUUUCACUGAUUUAAUCAUGUAAUAUUAGGCCUACUGAUUAUUUCUCACUAUCUACUUGCGAGAGCUACUCAUUGAUAGCCCACGAGCUACCGGACAUGCAGUUUUCUGUUAAGGUGCAACCUUUGGUAGGCUGAUGGAAGGCUACUCAUAGUCUACGCUAAAGUGAAAUGAUACAAUACAUUUGCUUGUGGUGAACGCAGGUCAAAUGAUACAGUGUGCAACAACACCCCUGGAACAACACCAUCGGACAACGAUACAAGUAUAACAGCACAACAAAAUAGAUAAACUAUUUUAUUUUGCAGGUGCCUUUUCAUUUUAAACAUCAGUGGUGCAACCUAGUGCUUUCUAACUGCACUGAACCAAAACAGUGUUCGCAGGAGCAAAACAAAACUUUGAGUGGACAAAGCCAUUCAUCUUGAGGCGACGGGGGAGAGGGUGCAAAAUGCAAUCUGUUAAUUAUUAUAUCAUAUAAAAAAUGGACAUAUCUAUGUUAAUACAGACUAGCUCAAAACAUUACUAAUCAUUGAAAUGGAGGAAAAGCGAGUUGCCCCUUACAAGACAUAAUCCAUUCUGAUAUCCCGCUCAAACAUUGCAAACUCAAAUUUGGCCCUAUCAUCUCACAACUUAUUUCAGUCUGGCGCCUUGUUCGGUCUUGUCACUUGUUUCUCUGUCCAUGUGUACCUGUUUUGUGUACCUUAUUAAAAAUAAUUAAAACAUUUGAUCACAAAAAAAAAAGAAAUGACAAAUUACCCAAUGUAUCAUGAUCAUUUUCUGGUAAAAAAGUGGGGGUGCAAAAACAUUAGUUUGCACCGCUAUUUUGAAAGGGGAGUGGGGGGGGGGGCAGCUGCGCCAUUGCUCAGGCACCUAUGGAGCCAGGUGCAGUACCACCACAGUAGCCUGCCUGAAGGACAGAAGUCUGGCCAACGGACUGGGUGCGCGUGCAUGUGCUUGCAUGCACAGGCUCUGUCUCACAGCGAGCAUGGCACACUGUCACACACACAGGUGGGCAAUUGUUGAGUUUAUCAGCUCGGCCCCAUUAAUUAGUGUAAUUAGUCUUGCUGCGGGCAAUAAGUGCCCGAUAGGAGCUGACGGGCUCCGGCCCAUACGCCCACUCGCCCCGUUUGCUUUCAGAUAAGUUUGUGAGCGCCUUAAUCGGACACAUUAAUCACACAGCACUCCCCAAAGCCACCACUCUGGUGUUUGCUGUUGCAUUAGGACCUGUUAUCUCAAUUGGGGCAAUUGGAGGGUGGGGUGAGAAGGGGAGAGUAAGAGGAAGGCAGGACUGCCUGCACAGUUAUCGUUUAAUCGCCAUUGUUGAGUAUUGUUAAUCACCUUAUACAAUGAUUAAUCAUCUUUUACGAUUGCUAUUUUAUCAUCAAAACCAGUGAUAGUGGUUUGUUUUUGGAAUAUGCUCCACAGCAAUAUGCUAUGAGAGGUUGAAUACUCCCUUAUAUUUCCCUUACAAUAGAGAGAUAGCAUAGUAAUUUAGGGCCAGUUCACUGUAUGGACUAUAUGGAGAGUCUGAAGCUAGGUCACCCCUGAAGAUGGCUUGAUCCCGAGCCACUUUGAUGACUUUCCUCUUUUCCUCCCGCACUCUCUUUUUCUGUCUGAGCCCUCUUUACCCCCCCUCUUCUCUAUCUCUCUGUAUCCCUCAUCCUAUUCUUUCUCUCCUCUCUGAAAGACUUUCAUCCUGUGGAUCCAUCCUUCAUCCCUUCUUUAGCAUACCAAAACCUGCUGCAUUUCCACAUGCUUAAAGUGAAAUUAAUGUUGGUUAUAUUACUCAUUGUAUAUCAUGCCUGCUUUACUAGAGAUCCUGGUUCGAAUCCAGGCUCUGUCGUAGCCGGCCGUGACCGGGAGACCCAUGGGGCGGCGCGCAAUUGGCCCAGCGUCGUCCAGGGUAGGGGAGGGAAUGGCCGGCAGGGAUGUAGCUCAGUUGAUAGAGCAUGGCGUUUGCAACGCCAGGUUGUGGGUUCGAUUCCCACAGGGUGUAUGAAAAAAAUAAUAAUAAUGUAAGUCGCUCUGGAUAAGAGCGUCUGCUAAAUGACGUAAAUGUAAAUGUAAAUGUUUAAGUCUGGUUUUGGGGUGGGGCUCUGUUAGAGCAUGGGGGGGUUGGGGUGGGUUUGAUUUGAUUUGGUAGGGGAUCCGUGUGUGUUUUGCCCUCUACCUGUUCUGUCUGUUAUAUGUAUAAUCAUUAAAAAUGCCUAAUAAAAAAAUUAAAUGCCAUUAAUGUCAAUUGGAGGCUAUGUGCUCUGUAAGGAGCCUGUAAGGAGCCCUCUGCAGGCCUGUUUGUUCACCCAGCGGGGGGUGCUGUGUGCUGGCCGGAUGUGGGUACCUAUCGUCCCCUAUUCCCACCCCCCGCCCCUGUCCCAUAGUCCCCAGUCUGUGGUCACGCUGGUCGCCAUGGCACAACUGUAACAUUGCCCCCUGUGCUGUGGCAGCUGUCCCAGUGCAUUGUGUGUGUGCGUUUGGGGGUGUUUACCAGGCCUCUGUUUGCCCAGUUGGUUCCCUGCCUGGCUGCCUGAGAGUAACACACUCUGCCUUCAUGGCUGCCAUGUGACAGUGUAUGUUGGCCUGCCUUUCACAGCAUGGCUGAUUGGCCUAAGGAGGUGCCUGUGUGUGUACUCGCAGCCGCUAGUUAGCUAGGUAAAUGUGUCCGAUAGCUGUGUGCUAACAGGACAAAAAUAUUUAAUCAGCAGCCUCUCAUUCGGACAGAUGGACCCAUCUGACUGACUGAUUGGAGAAUACUAGGAGGGGUCGCCAUGUCAUCACAUUAUAGUGAAACACCCCCAUAUGCAUGCACACACACAGACACAAAUAUAAAUAAUAAUCACACAUGACAUUUACAGUAUGUAAUCCCAGAUACACUGUUACUUUCAAGUCUUAUUAUGUCUUCACCCAAGCUUCUUGACAAUAGUGCUUUGGGUAAUAUAGGACGGCUGUGGUUAUUUUGUCAUUAGUUUAUUACUGGGCCCGGGCGAUGCGUGUUGUGUUACGCCGCGGUGAGCCCUGUGUGUAGCACUGAAGGAGCAAAUUGGAUUGGUAUUACAGUAUGUAAACCCGGUCCUAUCCUGAUGAGCCCCGCAAACAAAUUGGAUUGGUGGCAUGUAAAUCUGAUGCUGUUUGAUGAGCUGGAGGGCCAAAUUGAAUUCUCAACAAUGUAAAUCUGUAUCGGCUCGAUGGGCUUCCCGGCGGGCCCGGGCUACUUAAAUCAUCCGAUUGUUCCUCCUGUUACCAGAUACAAUCUCACUUGGCCAUUUGCCACAGCCCUAAUCUCUUUUUGAUGACUGCAUAGGGAUGUAGCUGCUGUAUGUUUCUGAGAGAGAGAACACUGAGACUGAAACUCCCUCUGCUCUGGCUCUUUCUUUCUCUCUUUCUCUUUCUCUCGCUCUUUCUCUCUCUCUCUCUGUCACUCUCUCACUUACUCACUCAGCUUCUUCCACAGCGAGAUCUUCAGACCCUGUACAGUUGGCAUGGCUUUUUCCUCACAAGAUUGCUCUGAUUGAGCCAUCCUUCCAUGUGUGUAUGUUCGAAAGAUUAUUUCCAGAAAGUCAAAGCUGUGUAUCUAAUUGGAUUCAGUGUUUUCUCCUUUUCUGUACUUUAGCCCCAAACUUAGAAACUCAGUUUGCAAAACUAAACUCCUUUGUUGGCUAUGCCUUUUACACAAUCAACAUUAGAAUACACAGAGUUGUCUUUUAUGGACCCUUGUUAUAUGAACUGUAACUGAAGAUGGUGUGUUGUUUGGGUUUGUUUCCACAGUUAUCCGUACAGUGAAGACAGCAGUCAGGGAAAGCAGUACAUGGACACCAGAUGCCCUGCCUGGUGUGACCGUGUCCUCAUGUCUGCCACAGCUAAAGACCUGGUCUUAAAGGUGAGUUUAACCUUGUGUAUAUGUAGCCAAAGACCUAGCCUUAAAAGUGAGUUUAACCUCUCACUCCUCCUUUCUCCCCCCCGUUCUGCCAGCCACCCAGAUGGAGGGAUGUACUGUGUGUGAAUAUUCAUAUGGAGAGUUAAACCCAGGGUCCACACAGACAGUAUAUAUAUCCCCGAUCUUAUAGAGUGCCAGUGGGCCAUAAUGGCUCUAUAAAGCUGGAGAUCCCUCUGUCUGCUUACUCUCAGAGUCAACACAGUGGCAGAGCCCAAAGCUGUGGCCCACCACCCUGUCCAAAUCCAGGAGAGGUAUUGUAAGCUUCCAACCAAUCUGCCACCUCUCCGUCACUCCCCGUCAGCACAGCACCAGUUUGGGCUCCAGACUGUUGUCUUUCCCCAGUUAUUUGAUGGAUUACAUGAAAAAUCGACCAUGGCUAGUCCCUCCCUUCUGUUCCCAUCUGGCUAUGACGUUUAGAGAACAUGGCGGAUCUUGACAAGUGUAGCCUGGGGUUGGAUAAUACAAAACUGUUUCUAAUACCUCUUUAGCACUUGGCAUCUACACAAAGGGCAUUUCCUAACAUGUUUACUAAUCAAAAUCAAAUAAAAUGUCUUUAUAAAUCCCUUUUUACAUGUACUUAUACAGAAACCCAGCCUAAAACCCCAAACAGCAUGCAAUGUAGAUGUAGAAGCACGGUGGCUAGGAAAAACUCCCUAGAAAGGCAGAAACCUAGGAAGAAAUCUAGAGAGGAACCAGGCUCUGAGGGGUGGCCAGUCCUCUUCUGGCUGUGCAGGGUGGAGAUUAUAAGAGUACAUGGCCAUUAAGGCCAGAUCGUUCUCAAAGGUGUUCUAACAUUCACUGUGUUGACCAGCAGGGUUAAAUAAUAAUCACAGUGGUUGUCAGCACCUCAGGAGUAAAUGUCAGUUUACUUUUCAUAGCCGAGCGUUCAGAGGUCGAGACAGAGAGGGAGGGAGGGAGGGAGAGAGAGACGAAAACAGCAGGUCCGGGACAAGGUAGCACGAUGGUGAACAGGUCAGGGUUCCAUAGCCACAGGCAGAACAGCAGAAACUGGAUCAGCAGCACGACCAGGUGGACUGGGGAUGAGGACAGCCAGGAGUCAUCAGGCCAGGUAGUCCUGAGGCAUGGUCCAAGGGCUCAGGUCCUCUGGGUGGGGGUGGCGAGAGGGAGGGAGAAGGAGGAGAGAGAGAGAUAUAUAUAAUUAGAGGGAGCAUAGUUCACACAGGACACCAGAUAAGACAGGAGAAUUUCACCAGAUAGGACAGACUGACCCUAGCCCCCCGGCACAUAGACUAUUGCAGCAUAGAAAGAUACUGGAGGCUAUCAGCCUAACUUAACAUUUUCCAUGUAACUACAACUUUGACAAAUGCAUCCUUUUUGUAUGUUUUCCCUGUUGGUUGCAGUUGUUGUCGGCAAAGGAGUGUGUAUAAAUCUGUCAGUUCAAUUUACACUCAGACGUCCCAUUUUUGCUUUAAUCAGCCCACUGAAUAGAUUAAGUUUCUCCACCUAUUUGAUUACUGUGGUUUUUAAGGUGACAAGAGGAAAAAUGUAUUGUGUCUAAAAGUGCACUCUCACACUUUAUUAAAUUGGAGAUAGUCCCUGACAAGAGAACAGUUGGAAUGAAUCUGAUGUGAUAAAUGAGACUAAAUUACACCAUGAGGCCAGGUCUAGAUUUAAGUGAAGGCAGCCACCUCGACAUGGCAUGGCAGGUGUUCAGUAGGCACAAAAUGGUCUGAAAUGUGGUAAAACAGAGAGAUACUCUGAAUUUGUCCAAAAUGAAAACUAUUAUUUUUGCUUUCCGACGGUGUGGACUAUUGAACCUGUAUGGGGAGGAACUGGCCGCCUGUCAAUGGAGAGGAGAGAUCCUUUACUGACCACAACACCAGAGCAUCCCUUCUUCCACAGUAGCACCUCUCUUCUGUAGUACUGUAGCAGUGCCUGCCAUUAACAGUGGGGAAAAAAAGUAUUUAGUCAGCCACCAAUUGUGCAAGUUCUCCCACUUAAAAAGAUGAGAGAGGCCGGUAAUUUUCAUCAUAGGUACAUGUCAACUAUGACAGACAAAAUGAGAAAAAAAAUCCAGAAAAUCACAUUGUAGGAUUUUUAAUGAAUUUAUUAGCAAAUUAUGGUGGAAAAUAAGUAUUUGGUCAAUAACAAAAGUUUCUCAAUACUUUGUUAUAUACCCUUUGUUGGCAAUGACACAGGUCAAACGUUUUCUGUAAGUCUUCACAAGGUUUUCACACACUGUUGCUGGUAUUUUGGCCCAUUCCUCCAUGCAGAUCUCCUCUAGAGCAGUGAUGUUUUGGGGCUGUCGCUGGGCAACACGGACUUUCAACUCCCUCCAAAGAUAUUCUAUGGGGUUGAGAUCUGGAGACUGGCUAGGCCACUCCAGGACCUUGAAAUGCUUCUUACGAAGCCACUCCUUCGUUGCCCGGGCGGUGUGUUUGGGAUCAUUGUCAUGCUGAAAGACCCAGCCACGUUUCAUCUUCAAUGCCCUUGCUGAUGGAUGGAGGUUUUCACUCAAAAUCUCACGAUACAUGGCCCCAUUCAUUCUUUCCUUUACACGGAUCAGUCGUCCUGGUCCCUUUGCAGAAAAACAGCCCCAAAGCAUGAUGUUUCCACCCCCAUGCUUCACAGUAGGUAUGGUGUUCUUUGGAUGCAACUCAGCAUUCUUUGUCCUCCAAACACGACGAAUUGAGUUUUUACCAAAAAGUUAUAUUUUGGUUUCAUCUGACCAUAUGACAUUCUCCCAAUCCUCUUCUGGAUCAUCCAAAUGCACUCUAGCAAACUUCAGACGGGCCUGGACAUGUACUGGCUUAAGCAGGGGGACACGUCUUGCACUGCAGGAUUUGAGUCCCUGGCGGCAUAGUGUGUUACUGAUGGUAGGCUUUGUUACUUUGGUCCCAGCUCUCUGCAGGUCAUUCACUAGGUCCCCCCGUGUGGUUCUGGGAUUUUUGCUCACCGUUCUUGUGAUCAUUUUGACCCCACGGGGUGAGAUCUUGCGUGGAGCCCCAGAUAGAGGGAGAUUAUCAGUGGUCUUGUAUGUCUUCCAUUUCCUAAUAAUUGCUCCCACAGUUGAUUUCUUCAAACCAAGCUGCUUACCUAUUGCAGAUUCAGUCUUCCCAGCCUGGUGCAGGUCUACAAUUUUGUUUCUGGUGUCCUUUGACAGCUCUUUGGUCUUGGCCAUAGUGGAUUAUGGAGUGUGACUGUUUGAGGUUGUGGACAGGUGUCUUUUAUACUGAUAACAAGUUCAAACAGGUGCCAUUAAUACAGGUAACGAGUGGAGGACAGAGGAGCCUCUUAAAGAAGAAGUUACAGGUCUGUGAGAGCCAGAAAUCUUGCAUGUUUGUAGGUGACCAAAUACUUAUUUUCCACCAUAAUUUGCAAAUAAAUUCAUAAAAAAUCCUACAAUGUGAUUGUCUGGAAAAAAAGAUCUCAAUUUGUCUGUCAUAGUUGACGUGUACCUAUUAUGAAAAUUACAGGCCUCUCUCAUCUUUUUAAGUGGGAGAACUUGCACAAUUGGUGGCUGACUAAAUACUUUUUUCCCCCACUGUAUUUGAUGGUCUGGGUGUGUGCAGGAGUCUCCAGGAUAACAGCCCAGUACAGUAGUCUGCUCACAGCCACACACAUCUUUGAGCCCCAGUACACAGAAGGAAGUUGGCUUUCCUUUGUCCUGAACAAAUGAGAAUAAUUCCUUUCUGGCCUUUCUUAUCAUAUACUGAGGCUUUACAGGAAGGUUUGGCCUACCCCCCUUUCCAAAACGCUAAAGAGCCACCAAAAAGCCUAUCAAUUGUUUCUACAAAUAGUAGUUCAACAAUUAUUUAUUUUCUCAAUUACAGGUUAAUUGUUUAUAAUUAAGGGAACAGGCUGAGUCUCCUUACGUUAAAAUGUUCACAGAUUGGCUGAUGAUGCACUGAGCAUACACACACACACACACACACCACAGACACACACACACACAGUCACUCCCAGGCAGCAUUACAGAUUGUUGAGACAUGGGCCUGUAAACAGGCAUCCUAGUGGCAUCAUCUAUCAUGGCACGGUCGGUUAACUCGCCAUCAUGUUAUUUUCUGCUUGCCGAGCCCUAACACGCCGAAGGUUGCCCGCCGCCUUCGCGGCACAGCGCCAAAGGGUGGAAGCGCGGUAAUGAAUGUUCAGCCGAGCGCUCUGUUUCUGCAGGAGGGCCCUGGUAAUUUGUUUAUCUGUCUAAAGAUUAUGCAGGCCGAAAAUCCACAAUUUGAUGCUGCCUUUGUAAAUUAUCAGGUCUGUAUGUGAUGAAUGUAUCCCGGGCUGCGGGAGGCAGCGACUCAGGCGUUUGGCAGGCGGUUGGGGAAAGUGCUGGAGCGUGGCCCCUCAGAGAGGCAGAGUGAGGUACCCACUGCAAGGUGCACACCAGCGCACUGGUGACCUUAGACUAGCAGGAUAGGUUUGAAGUUCAUUUGGAUUUAAGUUUAUGGCCCAUUCUAAAGCUACUCUGUGUUCCUUCUCAAGUGGCAGCGUUGUUCACCUAGUCACAGCUGACCGCUCUGACUGUUUAAAAAGUAUUUAGUUCUACAAGAUAAAUAUGAUUUAUUAUACUCUAGGCCUGAGAUUAAUGUCUCAGUGUUUGACACUUCCUUUGUGUGAGAUAUGGAACAUGAUUCAUUCAUAUACUGAAUCAGCGCUUUUUGUUUGGGAGGUAAAUAUGGUCUUGGUACAGUUCAUGUCUACUCACUCAAUUCAAUCUUCAAAUAAAUUGUGCAAUAUUGAGUUUUAAAGGUUUAUUGAACUCCAUUUAAACCCUGUUGUUAGUUAUAAAGAAGGCAUAUGCAAUCAGGGGUAGGCUAGUACUUCAGGAUCAGGUUUACUUAUACAGUGCCUUGCAAAAGUAUUCAUCCCCCUUGGCGUUGUUCCUAUUUUGUUGCAUUACAACCUGUAAUUUAAAUUGAUUUUUAUUUGGAUUUCAUGUAAUGGACAUACACAAAAUAGUCCAAAUUGGUGAAGUGAAAUGAAAAAAAUAACUUGUUUCAAAAAAUUCUAAAAAAUAAAUAACGGAAAAGUGGUGCAUGCAUAUCUAUUCACCCCCUUUGCUAUGAAGCCCCGAAAUAAGAUCUGGUGCAACCAAUUACCUUCAGAAGUCACAUAAUUAGUUAAAUAAAGUCCACCUGUGUGCAAUCUAAGUGUCACAUGAUCUGUCACAUGAUCUCAAUAUAUAUACACCUGUUCUGAAAGGCCCCAGAGUCUGCAACACCACUAAGCAAGGGGCACCACCAAGCAAGCGGCACCAUGAAGACCAAUGAGCUCUCCAAACAGGUCAGGGACAUAGUUGUGGAGAAGUACAGAUCAGGGUUGGGUUAUAAAAAAAUAUCCGAAAUUUUUAACAUCCCACGGAGCACCAUUAAAUCCAUUAUUUGAAAAAUUGAAAGAAAAUGGCACCACAACAAACCUGCCAAGAGAGGGCCGCCCACCAAAACUCACGGACCAGGCAAGGAGGGCAUUAAUCAGAGAGGCAACAAAGAGACCAAAGAUAACCCUGAAGGAGCUGCAAAGCUCCACAGCGGAGAUUGGAGUAUCUGUCCAUAGGACCACUUUAAGCCAUACACUCCACAGAGCUGGGCUUUACUGAAGAGUGGCCAGAAAAAAGCCAUUGCUUUAAGAAAAAAAUAAGCAAACACGUUUUGGUGUUCGCCAAAAGGCAUGUGGGAGACUCCCCAAACAUAUGGAAGAAGGUAGUCUGGUCAGAUGAGACUAAAAUUGAGCUUUUUGGCCAUCAAGGAAAACGCUAUGUCUGGCGCAAACCCAACACCUCUCAUCACCCAGAGAACACCAUGUUUUUCAUCAGCAGGGACUGGGAAACUGGUCAGAAUUGAAGGAAUGAUGGAUGGCGCUAAAUACAGGGAAAUUCUUGAGGGAAACCUGUUUCAGUCUUCCAGAGAUUUGAGACUGGGACGGAGGUUCAGUUUCCAGCAGGACAAUGACCCUAAGCAUACUGCUAAAGCAACACUUGAGUGGUUUAAGGGGAAACAUUUAAAUGUCUUGGAAUGGCCUAGUCAAAGCCCACCCAGACCUCAAUCCAAUUGAGAAUCUGUGGUAUGACUUAAAGAUUGCUGUACACCAGCGGAACCCAUCCAACUUGAAGGAGCUGGAGCAGUUUUGCCUUGAAGAAUGGGCAAAAAUCCCAGUGGCUAGAUGUGCCAAGCUUAUAGAGACAUACCCCAAGAGACUUGCAGCUUUAAUUGCUGCAAAAGGUGGCUCUACAAAGUAUUGACUUUGGGGGGGUGAAUAGUUAUGCACGCUCAAGUUUUCAGUUUUUUUGUCUUAUUUCUUGUUUGUUUCACAAGAAAAAAUAUUUUUGCAUCUUCAAAGUGGUAGGCAUGUUGUGUAAAUGAAAUCAUACAAACCCCAAAAUAAUCCAUUUUAAUUCCAGGUUGUAAGGCAACAAAAUAGGAGAAAUGCCAAGGGGGGUGAAUACUCACGAAAUGUCUAAGAUAAUACGUUUCAUGUAAUAACAUUAAAUUUAAGCAAAAUAAUAAAAUAGAAUCCUCAAAAUGGCAACGAAUACAAUUAUUCUGCACACUGAAUUAUGUUUGUUAGUCUUUGUUUACAUGUUUAUACUGCUCUGUAUUCACCAUUGUUUUAAUGUGUUGUUGCAUUUUUUUCUCAGCCUGAAAAUGAAGAUAAAAACUUGGUCUAUGACAAUAUAGGGUCCAACGUCUGCAUGGGGGACCACAAGGUAACAUCACAGGCAUAGCCCACUUCUGGGUUGUAUUGUGUUGUGCCUGUAUGUGGGUGUGUGUUUGUCUGUCUGUCUAUGGAUUUGUAUGUGAGUACAUUAUUUCAUCAUGUUCUAUUGUUUCAAUUGAAAACUAAAAGUUUGCACUUUAUUGAAAUGUGGGAUUUCCAGUAAUUUUCAAUUAAUGGUAUUCUGUAUUGUCCUUGAUUUUGAAGAAUAUGACUCGUAAAUUAGAUUAGUACAACUACCUUACAUUUACAUUACAUUUUAGUCAUUUAGCAGACGCUCUUAUCCAGAGCGACUUACAGUUAGUGAGUGCAUACAUUAUUUAAACAAAACAAAAAAUCAUACUGGCCCCCCGUGGGAAUCGAACCCACAACCCUGGCGUUGCAAACGCCAUGCUCUACCAACUGAGCUACAUCCCUGCCGGCCAUUCCCUCCCAUACCCUGGACGACGCUGGGCCAAUUGUGCGCCGCCCCAUGGGUCUCCCGGUCGCGGCCGGCUACGACAGAGCCUUACCUUAAAUUAUUACUCCAUUGACCUAUUACUGUAAUUUCUUCUGAACAUAUUCUGUAUGUGUCUAUAGUGAAACCAAAAGUUGGCUGUGAACAGUCAUAUUGUGAUCAGAGGCUCUUUUGUCAUGCUGACUUUAUAGACAGUAUUUAACACAGUCCCUCCAGUCUGCAAUGUUAGACAGUGGCUGUUAAGCUGACAGAGAGAGAGGCGCCUUAAAGCUGAAGUCCUCACAGUCUUUCAUCAUUACAUACUGUGGACUGGCCAGUAGUGUGUGUGUGAGGUGACCCGGGCACUGAGACAGACUCCACCAGACCUAGGCCAAGAAUCACACGCACCCGCUAAAAUCACAUUCUGCUAUGUUUAAAAAAUGUCCAAUGUAGUUAGCACACAGCAGAAAAUAUGUGCACCCCUGGUAUGCGAGUUUAGGCUGUGUGUAAUGGAUGGUAGAGAUUGUGUGUGUGUGUGUAUGAGAGGGGGCUUUAAACUUGUAUUGCCCCCUUGCCUUUGGCCUUUCCACUCAGGGCAGGACUGUUGCUAAUUGGCUUAUUUGUCUUUCUGUGUCCCUCUGUCUGGCAGCCUGUCUACCUGUCCUUUCGAUUAACAGCCGGGGCAGGUAAACCUAAUGCAAAUAAGCACAAGUGUUGUAACGUGCAGUGA
This is a messenger RNA of Coregonus sp. 'balchen', 38064 nucleotides long. Lineage: Eukaryota; Metazoa; Chordata; Actinopteri; Salmoniformes; Salmonidae. The record is from the annotation of a GenBank genome assembly.